Molecule: messenger RNA, 2887 nt
Organism: Thrips palmi
Lineage: Eukaryota; Metazoa; Arthropoda; Insecta; Thysanoptera; Thripidae
Product: adenylate cyclase, terminal-differentiation specific-like
Exons: 4
Coding region: 179-1108 (309 amino acids)
Source: RefSeq, a predicted model, not a curated record
CACGCGCUCGCCCCGCCUCGUCCGCUGCUAGUGCUGCCGCGUCGUGUCGACGCGACGCGUCCUUCUCGUCAGUGUGCCGGUGCCAGCCGCCCCGCUGGACGCCGCUGCUCCCGAGUGCAGCCCGCGGUGCUGCCAGCAGAGUCGCGCAGAGUCCCAGGUGGCCACGGGGCUCGUAACCAUGGCGACGCAGUACAUGACCGAGAGCCACUACUCGUCGAUGCAGUUGCCUUCGGGCUUCAGCAUCGUCGUGGACGACGUGGACGGCGACCGCGAGCCGCUGUCGCUGCCCGAGGAGGAGAUGGCCGCGACGGCGUCCACGUCCGCGGCCGGCUGCCACGUGGAGGAGGGCCAGGACGCCCUGGAGACUGUACCCUGCCUCUGCGGGGUGACGGGGGCGCCCCACGAGAGGCGCAACAGCUGGGGGCCGAUGAACGCGCACCUCUGCUCUGAGCGCAUCCGCCAGUACCAGGUGGAGGCCGAGAGUCGCAAGAACGAGUUCGCCAAGCUGCUGGAGGAGCACGCCCAGGUGGUGCUGCGCGUCAAGCAGAUGGAGCAGCGCGAGCAGCAGCAGCAGCAGCAGCGGCAACAGCAAGCCGGGGCAGCGGGGCCGUCGGGGGCAGCCGGGGGGCAAGGCCAGCACAAGCAGGAAGAGGAAGACGAGCCGCCACAGCAACUAGACCAGCCUCCAAAGAAACCAGAUAAGCCACCAAAGCAGCAAGAUCGACAACCCAAAGAGCAAGGUCAGUCUGCAAAGCAGCAAGAUCGACAACCCAAAGAGCAAGGCCAGUCAGCAAAGCAGCAAGAUCGACAACCCAAAGAGCAAGUUCAGUCUGCAAAGCAGCAAGGUCGACAACCCAAAGAGCAAGGCCAGUCAGCAAAGCAGCAAGAUCGACAACCCAAAGAGCAAGGUCCGUCAGCAAAGCAGCAAGAACUGCCAGACAAGCGGCAAGAUGACGCAAAAAUACAGGAAGACCAAAAACAGAAGGAGAAAGACCAGCAACAGGAGAAGAAAGAGCAGGCACAGCAGCAGCCUCAACAGCAGUCUCCCAAGGAGGGCUGCACACCCAAAGAAGAUCAGGAACGAAUCUCAAGUGAGGGAGGCAUUUAAGUAUUUUAUCUUAAUCUUAUUUGCUCUGCAUCAACAUUGUUCAAUCUUAAAUCCAUUAUCUCUCAAUCAGUCAUCGAAAUGCCAUCAAUCGGUCAGAUUGUGGCAAUAAUGGUAUGAUAUAAUUUAUUUAACUACAGGUAACAAGGUGUGUUACUGUUUUACUAUUAUAUUUGUUGUGGAGUCACUACGACUGUUCUUCUUCGGAUCCAUUCCUCAUUUGUCCAUUUGUUAUUUGACCUCAGUCAAAUAUACAGUAGCAGCCAGUCCUCUUAAAAGUCUUCACCUUCACUCUGCAUUCUGCAUUUUGGUGUUAAUAAUUUGUCAGUUUGCAGGUUCCAAGUGUGUUUCAUUGUUCGUAGGCAUUUAUCCUGCAAAUUUCAUACUUCACGAUGGGAGCUCUUUGGCUAGCUUCUACCAACUAAACAUCUUGCAUUGUUUUCUUUUAAAAGUCUAUUUCUCAAUGUUGCAUAGAUAUAACAGAUGGAUUUAUCUGAUUUCUUUCUUGGAUUUGUAGUUACAUCUUCAAUUGUACUCGUUUCAUAGUUGUGUUCCCUGUUACACAAAUAGCCUCUGGUUUGCUCUUAGAUGUGUUACCUUGUGCUAGCAUCAUCUCAGGUGGAGCGUAAGAACCUUGCCUGUUCACAGGUGCGGAAUGGUGUGAUAUACAUUUUAUUGUGAUGGAUUUCUGAGAAUUGCAUUAAAAAAUGAGAUAUUCUGAUUUUAAACAACCUUUAUAUGCAAAUUUUGGCCUAAUAAGUGCUUAAAAGAAAAUUUACAAUUUUUAUUUUCCUUUACAAUGAUACGUACAGUCUUGUGGUACAAACUGCAUGAUUGUUGGUGCUGUUCCAUUCACUUGCAGUGAGUACCCAAAGUGUCUCUCUGAAGAACAAGGUGCCCAAUGAAUUUUCUUGGAAGACCAAGUUGUAGUCUUCUUUCUGAAAGUGUGUCUGAUUUCAUACCGGUCGUCUCAGCCAGGACGACGCCGUGCUGCGUUUUGCCCAUCCGAGGUGGCAGGUCUGCACGAAACGCGACCAGGAGCCUGGAGCCCUCAAGGCGCUGAGAUAGAGAGGCCAACCCGGAACGCUCCGUCGACGUGACUGAGACACCCGGUACUGUGUUCCAAAAUUGAAAUGACUAAUUUUGAGGAAUGUAGGGAACGGCGAGGGUAAGGACACUAGAGGUUGGUCACCAGAGACCCCUUCAUUAAUAUUCAUUAAAGGUAGGCAACACAUGUUUGCGCACUUUCUUGGGACUUCCCUUGUCGUGCUGAGCUAAUGGAGUUAAUCCUCAAUGAUUACGCUGUUUAGGAGUUCUUCUGGCCUCAUAUCAGGUUUAUUCUGUUGAAUGCUUGUGUUCUAACAUUCCCCUUAAAUUAGUGACUUGACAUUUGGGCCACCCUGUACAUUAUUUGUCAAGAUUUAUAUUACUUUUCAUACCUAAUGAAUGCAUCCAAUUCUGAUAGUCAGUUGUUUUGUUCAUGAAGCAAACAUUUUUCAGGAUUACAGUUACUGGUCACAUGACUGUUGUUUAUUUCAAAUUUUAAAUGUACAACAAAAACAUAUUUAUUAAUUUUAAGUACUGUAAAUUGUGUGAAAUAAGCUUUCCUUAAGAAAAAUUGAACAACUUCAUUAGUAUCUUAUUAGGAAUAUAAAAUGCUGUGAAUAAAAAGAACGGUAAGAAUAAGAACUUGAAUUAUUAUUUUUUGUUCUAAAGCAUUGUUACAGAUGGUCUGUAUAAGUAUUAUACGAGAAAUGACAAUAAAUGUAUCAAAUGCUUGGG